Molecule: messenger RNA, 207 nt
Organism: Linnemannia hyalina
Lineage: Eukaryota; Fungi; Mortierellomycota; Mortierellomycetes; Mortierellales; Mortierellaceae
Source: the annotation of a GenBank genome assembly
AUGUCCAACAACCCUCUGAUCCUGUUCUGUCUUGUUGACGGAGAGGCUACCACCAACGCGUUCCCUGUCGAGAUCGAGUCAACCAAGACCAUCGGCGACCUCAAGGAGGUCAUUUUGGCCAAGAAGACCAACCGCUUUCAUGAUCUCAUUAUGACCAAGAAGACCAAUCGCUUUCAUAAUGUUGAUGCAGACGAGCUCACCCUCUGA